UUUCUGUCUGCAGAUAAUAUCUUGUAAGAAAUGGCUACUUCAAAUCAUUCCUCCAUGACUGACUUUAUCCUUGAAGGGUUAACAAAACACCCAGAGCUUCAGUUGCCACUCUUUUUACUGUUCCUUGGAAUAUACGUGGUCACAGUGGUGGGGAACCUGGGCAUGAUCCUCUUAAUUGCUAUCAGUUCUCAACUUCACUCUCCAAUGUAUCAUUUUCUCAGUCAUCUGUCAUUCAUUGAUCUCUGCUACUCCUCAGUCAUUACCCCAAAAAUGCUGGUGAACUUCAUAUCUGAGAAGAACAUUAUCUCCUUUUUGGCAUGCAUGACUCAGCUUUAUUUCUUCCUUGUUUUUGUAAUUGCAGAAGGCUACCUUCUGACUGCCAUGGCGUAUGACCGUUAUGUAGCCAUCUGUAGCCCACUGCUUUACAAUAUUAUCAUGUCCCAUAGGGUCUGCUCCAUAAUGAUGGCUGUGGUAUAUUCACUGGGUUUGUUUGGGGCUACAGUCCAUACUACCCACAUGUCAGUAUUGUCCUUCUGUGGGUCUCAUGUUGUUAGGCAUUAUUUUUGUGAUAUUCUCCCCUUGUUGACUCUCUCUUGCUCCAGUACCCGUAUCAAUGAGAUACUGCUGUUUAUUAUUGGAGGAGUUAAUACCUUAGUACCUACAGUGGCUGUACUCAUCUCUUAUGCUUUCAUCCUUUCGAGCAUCCUCCAUAUUCACUCUGCUGAGGGACGGUCCAAAGCCUUUGGCACCUGUAGCUCUCAUCUCAUGGCUGUGGGUAUCUUUUUUGGAUCUAUCACAUUCAUGUAUUUCAAACCCCCUUCUAGCAAUACUAUGGAACAGAAGAAGGUGUCCUCAGUGUUUUACACCACGGUGAUCCCCAUGCUGAAUCCCAUGAUCUACAGCCUGAGGAACAAAGAUGUGAAGGACGCACUGAGAAAGGUGGUUGGGGGAAGGUGGUCAUGCUGACUAAAGGCAUUCUCUGAGGGAGCAAGAAAAA
Messenger RNA from Acinonyx jubatus (cheetah), 997 nucleotides. RefSeq names its product olfactory receptor 8D2-like. The record is from RefSeq and is a predicted model, not a curated record. The transcript has a single exon. Gene Ontology annotation, molecular function: olfactory receptor activity; odorant binding; G protein-coupled receptor activity. NCBI's taxonomy places the organism in Eukaryota, Metazoa, Chordata, Mammalia, Carnivora, Felidae. Bases 31 to 966 code for a protein of 311 amino acids. Gene Ontology annotation, cellular component: membrane. Gene Ontology annotation, biological process: sensory perception of smell; G protein-coupled receptor signaling pathway.